Messenger RNA from Hippoglossus stenolepis (Pacific halibut), 6649 nucleotides. It is a transcript of the gene sun1b, whose product is annotated as Sad1 and UNC84 domain containing 1b. NCBI's taxonomy places the organism in Eukaryota, Metazoa, Chordata, Actinopteri, Pleuronectiformes, Pleuronectidae. Gene Ontology annotation, molecular function: protein-membrane adaptor activity. The record is from RefSeq and is a predicted model, not a curated record. The transcript has 23 exons. Bases 1715 to 4954 code for a protein of 1079 amino acids. Gene Ontology annotation, cellular component: meiotic nuclear membrane microtubule tethering complex; nuclear envelope. Gene Ontology annotation, biological process: nuclear envelope organization.
AACAGCCCAUGGGGUAGCGUGGCUGCGGUUCUCUGCAGUGAAUGUGUCACUUGUUGGGGUUUAUUGUGUCCUUGCUGCGCUCCUUUACCAGCUGUUGUGGCAGCGAGGCCUUAUUUCUAACCGCGGGCUGUCACACAUCUGCGACAUUAGCGGACAUUUAACGUGUCCAUCAUUAACAGAGGCCAGUGGCUGCGCGUUAUUCCUUGUAAAUGUCCAAUGUUAGGAUAAGAAAUGGAAACAGUGCGUCCAGGCUCCAAAUCGGUGUUGACUAAAUACAUGGCGUCUAAAUUUAGCACUGGGCAAUGUGAGAAUGGUUUAUGUGCCAUUUGUCUGGCCACUAUGUGCAGUUUAUUAUUAGACUAAAUGUAUCUCAGUGUAAUAAUAAUAAUGAUGAUAAUUAAUAUCUGCAGUGUUGCAGCGUCGCAGGCCGUUUGCGUAAAGGAGCCAGCAAAGCAGACGUGAGGUGAAAGACAGGACUGUGGAAAAUGUGUCACUGGCAUGCUCAUUGUUUAUAACAAUGCAUCAUAUAAGAUGUGCAGUGGUGCUGUCUGAAAUGUGUAGGCAUAUAAAGUAGUGCAGAUGGAUAUACUCGAGUAAGUACCUUAAGAUUGUACUUAACUUCAGUACUUCAGUACUUGAGUAUUUAGUUACUUUCCACCCCCUGGGUUUUGCUCUUUUUUGUCACAGUUCAUUAGACAUAUAACUGAGUUAACUGAGAAUGUGUGUGUGUGUGUGUGUCCACAUGGUCUGUUGUUGUUCAACCUGUCUCCUGACUGAUGAGCUCAAGUUCCAUAAUAUUGUUAAAAAUGAUUUGGUCACAUUCUAAAAUAAAAGCUGCAUAACAUAAAUGGCUCUUUACUGAGUUCUUGUGGUCAGACUGCAGUUUAAUUAGGAAUCUUCUCCCAUACUCUCAGGCCAUCCUGCAGCAGUUCUAACUUAGCUGAUGCACCACAGGAGGUUGUUAUUUAAUUUUGGAGUGUCCAUAUUGAGGCUUGCAUCUUGAUCCAUUGCCCAAGUUAAAAAGAGAAAAAAACACACACUAAUCCCGGUCAAAUUAAAGUAGCGCUCGUGUCUUUUGGCUAUUCGUUUCCGUUUAUCCCUCUUUUCGGCUGAAAAGGGAUUUGAAACUUGAUUAAGAUUAUUAUGGAGCCUUUGCUGGUGGAUUUUAAGAAAAGCCAUCUGUUUUGCAUUCCUAAUGUUGUAUAGAGCAAGGGUGAAAGCUUCACAUGAACUGGCUAAAUAGCUAUUUUUAUUAUGUAUAUAAUAAUUACAUUAUUAUUUCAUGAAGGUAUGAUUAUUUCCAGCCUGUUUUAUUAGACUGCAUUUGGUUUAGCUAGGUAAUAAAGCGCACAUGUAUUAUGGUGACAGAGUAUUUGCACAGCCUGUUUACCUAAAGUAGGAUUCAACCCCUCAGACCUGUUGUUUCCCGCCCAUUGCUGAAAACUCAGCCCAACCCCUCGCUGUUUUACUUGGUUUCAUAAUACUGCCUUUUCUGUGUGGGGAGCUUAUUCAAGUAGUCACUGUAGGAGUAGCUGUCCAUGUGAGGAGUCUGCCUAAUACAAAGGCGAGAGAGGAUCGUCACGGCCGCUGUCCUGUCUCUACCAGCCAUUCCUGUCAGUUGCCGCCUGUUUGUCGACCGGGAGAGAAGAGACAAGUCAUUCAUUACAGCUUCAGUGGCGUCCGUGGCCUCUGUCAGCUUCCAGCCAGAGCCAGCAUGCAGGAAGAGUCUAAACAAAGAAGAAUGACCAUGGAUUUUUCGCAGCUGCACACAUAUACGCCGCCACAGUGUGCUCCAGAGAACACCGGCUACACCUACUCUCUCAGUUCCAGCUACUCCACAGCAGCGUUAGAGUUUGAGAAGGAGCACCAGAUUGCUCCUGUGUACGAGUCGCCCAGGAUGUCACGGCGGAGCCUGCGUCUGCAGACCACUGCCGGUCACUAUGGCGACGAGAGCCUGGCCGAUCCCUCUCAGAACCACAGCAACAGCAGCAGCUACACCAGCACCAGGAGAGAGACACGGACACUGCGGAGCAAAAAGCAGCAGUCCAACUUACUGUCUCUAUCUCUGAGCCAAGUAGCCACCCCGAGGAAAACCCUCUCCUUCUCAGCUGUUAGUACCCCGAUCAUCAACAGCGGCAGCAUUCAGGAAAGCAACACGGUGUCCGACGCCUCCCUGCACAGCUCCAUCCAGGACCAGUCCCGAAUGAAACGACGCACCAUCACCACAACCACCACCACCACCUCUAUGUCUGUGGGUGGUCACUGGGGGAAGAGCUCCGGCACCGACCACUGCUCAUCAAACGUAAACGGCGACGCCAGCGUUUCAGAGUCGCACGCCUCGCUCGCUAACGGCUACAUCUGCAAAGACUGCUCUUUGCACUCUCAGGAGACGGACUCACUUAUCACACGGUCGUCGCCGUUGUCAUCAUCUCAGUCUGCAGAAGCUUCCACUGACAGCCCUUCCUCCUCGUCUUUAACUUUCACAAGUAUAUACUCCAGAGACAGGAGUCGGAGGAACAAGACAGGUGUCCUGAUGUCUGUGUCUAACACGUGUAUACGCUACAGCAAACGAGUCCUGGCCCCCAUCGUGUCCUUAGUCACCCUGGUCUUCAACAAUGUGCUGUGGCUGGGCUCAAAGGCCAGGAGCUCUCAAGGAAAAGGUGUUCUUGCUUCGUUGUCGGCCUCAAUGAGACGAGCAGUGUCCUCCGGUGUGACCCAACUGUGGCUGUUUAAGCAGAACACUCUCCACAGGAUGAUGGGCUACAGAGCUAAUGGCUAUGAAGGACAAGCUCACACAAGUUUCUGUGGAAGCAUGAAUGUCAAGGAUCUGGUGACUGAGGAUGCAUCACAUCUUAAUCUCAAUGGUUCCCUGUGUGAUGACUGUAAAGGGAAGCAGUAUUCUGAGACACACACCGUCCUCCUCAAACAGUCCUCCAGGCCUCGACGCCUUGUGGGGGCGCUGUGGAGCGUCCUAGCUUAUGCAGGUUACUGCCUCCUGCAGCCGGGAUACUGUGUGGUGAGAGCGGGCAAAGCUUUGGCUUCAGGGGUCGGGACAGUGGCUCAAAAGUCGCUCUCGCUGUUUUGGAUGCUCCUGGCAGCUCCAGAGAAGGCAGGCAGGGGACUCGUGUGGUUUCUUGCAACAGGAUGGUACCAGCUGGUGUCUGUCAUGUGUCUUCUCAACGUCUUCUUUCUGACACGAUGCCUUCCCAAACUUUGGAAGCUCCUGCUGUUCCUACUGCCUCUUCUGCUCCUCCUUGCUUUAUGGUGGUGGGGUCCGUCCACUUCUGCCCUACUUGCCUACCUCCCUGCUAUAAACCUCACCGAGUGGCGACGUGCGUCUCCCUUGACUCUCCUGUCUAACUUGGUGCCAGUUUCUGCUCCAGCUCCCGCCUCUGUUCCCACACCAGAGACCCCCCUGCAGUGGACCCCAGCCACCCCAGUCUCACAGGCACCACCGAUCCUUCCACCCAUGGCAGUCUCCUCUGUGGACCUGGAGCGUCUUGAACGUGUGGAACGCCAGCUUGCUCUGCUGUGGUCGCAAGUCCAGCAGGGGGACCAGAAGCAGGAGGAGCGUCACGGGGACGUUCUGGGUCUCUACAGCACGCUGAGGGAGCACAUACACACUGAAACCAACAGGGAGAGCCUGGGACUGUGGGUGUCCUCCCUGCUGGAGCAGAGGCUGGGCAUCCUGCGUGGAGAGCUGGAGCAGGAGAACACACACAGGGUGCAGAGUGAAGAGCAGCAGAAACAACAACAAGAGAGUCGGGCAGCGCGGCUGGCUGAUUUAGAAUUGCUGCUCAAAGCUCUGGCUGCACAGACUGAGGAGGUGCAGCAGAAGCAGCAGCAGUUUGAGCACGAGAGGGAGGCAAAGGAGAAAAAGGCUGUCAUUGCUGCAGCUCCCACGGCACCUAUCAGCGUGGGAGUAAACCAGGAGGACCAUGAUGCUCUGCUCGCGGAGGUGCAGAGACUUGAGUUGGAGCUGAGUAAAAUAAGAGGAGACCUGCAGGGUGUUGUGGGAUGCAAGGGCAGGUGUGAGCAGCUGGACAACCUGCGGGAGACGAUCACAGCCCAGGUGUCCUCUCAGGUGCGUAAGGAGUUGCAGGUUCUGUUCUUUGGCAGUGGUGGGUCAGGAGAGGAGCAGGGAGAGGUCCCCGAGUCUCUGAUGUACUGGCUGUCCCAGCGCUACGUGAGCACACCGGACCUGCAGGCCUCACUGGCCGCACUAGAACUGAGCAUCCUGAGAAACGUGUCGCUGCAGCUGGAGCUUAACCGAGCUGAGACCCUGGGCGAAGCGGAGUUUCAAGCCAAGACCAUCGUCAAGACGGUAACUGGGAGUGUCCAGCACACUGUCUCUGCUGAGGGACUGAAAGAAGAGCAAGUGAAGCUGAUUGUCCAGAACGCGUUGAGGCUCUACUCCUAUGAUCGAACAGGCCUGGUGGACUACGCCCUGGAGUCUGGCGGUGGCAGUAUCCUCAGUACCCGCUGCUCUGAGACAUAUGAGACCAAGACGGCCCUCAUGAGUCUGUUUGGCCUGCCACUCUGGUACUUCUCCCAGUCCCCACGUGUUGUCAUCCAGCCUGAUGUGUACCCAGGUAACUGCUGGGCAUUUAAAGGCUCUCAGGGCUAUCUGGUGAUCCGACUGUCCCUGAGGGUCCUGCCCACGUCCUUCUGCCUCGAGCACAUCCCCAAGGCCUUGUCUCCAACUGGAAAUAUCACCAGCGCCCCUCGCAACUUCACUGUCUACGGUCUAGAUGAUGAGUACCAAGAGGAAGGGAAGCUGCUGGGACACUACACAUACCAGGAGGAUGGGGAGUCACUGCAAACGUUCCCUGUCAUGGAGCAGAACGACAAAGCCUUCCAGAUCAUCGAGGUGCGGGUGCUGUCUAACUGGGGUCACCCAGACUACACCUGCCUGUACCGCUUCAGAGUCCACGGAGAACCUCGGUCUCAGUGAACCAACCACUACCGUACACGCUCAUCAUAUAUGACAUAUCACCCGAUCUGUACAUAGCUCUUGCCGACUUCUUAGAAAUGGAGGGGACUUGGUCGCACUUUGUGGACGUUUUUUGUAUGAAAGCCAUGAAAACACAAAGGUUGUGGGUUGAUAAAGGAAUGUGCCCGGACGGAAUCACGAACAUGUUUUUUGAUACUGAAAGAAUCACUGGAAAGUCUAUGUGUGGAUUGUUUAUGUCGCAGAAGAGGAAUAGAACCAUGGAAGAAGCUAAAAGUUCCAGUCCCCUUUUUGUAAAAGGUUUGUUGCACUGAAUUAGCCUGCGAGGGCGCCAAGCUCCACUGAGCAGGCAAAUCCAUCCCCCCGCUUGGCACCUUCCACUUCUACAGGAGGGUGGAUGCCUAAAAUGGGGGAGUCGACUCAUCUCCGCUGUUUCUUCACACACUGCAUCUCUGUCUGGUUUGGUUUCUGUUGUUAAUUACCUUUAUUUAACUUUAUUGUCCUGGUAGAGUCAGGAUGCACCUUUUUCUGUGGCGCUGUCCAGGCACGUUACUCCCUUUGUCGCUGUCAGGUCUCAGCAGUGGCUUUAACUGAGCGGCGUGGACGGCCUGCUGGACUGCACCACACUCACUGUGGGUUUAUACUGGACACGCUAGGUUCACAACAUUCAAGUUUGGCAUCACACAUCCACAUAGCCAUAAGUAAAAUUUCCUCUUCCUUGAACUGAACAUGCUGCCUAUGGACAAGCUCUGAAUGUUUUCUCAAGUACAGGCUUGAUGCAAGUCGUCCUUUAACUAAACAGAAACACUAUAUUUGACCUCUGACCUGCGCUCUGUGUUUGGAAUAUUAAGAGGCUCUACACUAAGUACAUUUGUCAGAAUAUGUGUAUGGUGAUGGAUGGACUGCAGGAUUGAUGCUAGCAUGUGACUCUCUCAGAACGAUACUGUUAAACUUUUACAUGCAUCAUGGAUUUACAUUAUAGAGUGUGUCCUCUCCCAAAGUUUGAGUCUUGUGCCUGGACCUCAAAUUACAAAUCAAUGUUGAAACCUAAAUAAUGUAACUUCUCCUGUUUGACAAGUGUGAUUUUUCUUUUCCGUUUCUAUCCAGAGGAGACUCUGUCCCUCGAGCUCAGUUCUAAACGUCCUCCUCACACGGGCUCCCUCUAUUCUGAAACCCUGAAGGAAUGUAAUCUGUAUAUUUUACUGUUGAUAGUUGGUCCUUUAUAUCUGCUUUUAUCAGUGUUGCUUUAUAAGAAAUCAUCCUGUCAUCAUUAUUGUAUUACUAUUAUUUCUACUGUUACUCAUUGUGUUUUUUGUUGUUUUUUUUUUUGGGGGGGGGUAGUGUCAGAGAAUGCACUGCAAUAACCUGUUAGAGAAAUGUUUGGCAAGGUCUUCACGAUUUGUUUUUUUUUUUUAAAUGAGGGUUUGUGUAGUCACCACUUUUGGUCACAAAUAUGGGGAAGUCUAAAAUCUUAUGUAUAAAAAUGUUUUCUUCACAAUUUUAUUUAUUAACAAGUCAAUUAGUUCCUGCAAUAUAUGAUUUACUGCUAUGUAUAUUUUGUGCAAAGCUAUUCAGUGCAUUUUUGAACCAUCAUGGGACUUUAUUUUCUUUUUUUUAAAGAUAAAUGGCUAUUUUUGUUCAGUCAUGAGAUGACUUAACUGCUUUGGAAUAUAUUCCAAUAAAGACUUUAAUUUUGAA